Messenger RNA from Prorocentrum cordatum, 3350 nucleotides. The record is from the annotation of a GenBank genome assembly. Lineage: Eukaryota; Dinophyceae; Prorocentrales; Prorocentraceae.
CACGGGCCUGGCGCUCUGGGGCGGGACGACGCCGUGCCCCAAGUGCACGCCCGUCUUCACCUGCCAGUCUCCGCCCGCCUCGCCGCUGGCUCUCGCUGGGGCCGUGGUGCUGCCGGCGGCGUCGCUCGUCGAGGCCUACAUUGCCGGGGCGUUGUGGGGCACUCCCGCUCGACAGUUGGUCGCCCAUCGGUCGGGCAAGGUCUACGAUGGCGACGCAGACGUUCUUCUCCCCGGAGUUGACCCCAAAGUCCGGGCCAUGACGGGCACGACCUUGGUUGAUUUCAAGCGGUACUGGCAGCUCGUCACAGCUUUCUUCCUCGAGCAGACGAGCGACGGGCAGAGGUCCUCCGUCGGCCCCGCCCUCUACCGGAACAUGCUGGCACGUGGAAGCGAGCUGUCUCUGCUCGUCGAGACCUCGGAUGCGAAGACCCUGGUUAAGGCUGACGGCCAUGAGACCUUCCUGACAUUCUUAGAGAAGAGACGCUUCUCAGACAGCCAGCUGAAGGAGGUUCCCCGUGUCUACGACAAGUUCUACGACGCGGUGCGGUUCAGGCGCAACGACGGCGAUGAACCGAUGGGCACCUACCUGACCAAUAUGAUCGCGGCCAAAAGUGGGCUCGAGAAGGCAGAUAGCCAGGCGAAGCUUUCGGAUCACGAGCUCGGCUACUGGAUGCUCAAGAAGAUUGGACUGGACCACGAAGGACGGCGAUGCGUGCUGGGGCAGUGUGGCCAGGCGAUUGACCCAGUCCAGAUCUCAGAAAUGCCGCGGAAUCUGCGCCCCCACGGAUCCCCCUCCCGCGGCGGCGGCGGCGGUGACCGCCAACGGCGCGGACGGUGGGCCCACUCGGCCAAUGGCGGGGCCGAGGGCCUGGAGCUGCCGACCGACGUCGACUCCCUGAUGGCGUACAUGGGCGAAGCCUACGACGCGGGCUACCUGGCCGCCUACGCGGAGGAGGAGGAGGAGAGGGGGAGGAGGGGGAGAGCCCCGAGCACGGCGCCUAGCCACAUUGAGCGCGCGGACGCUUACUACUACGAGGAGGCUGAGACAUCCGAGGGCGCCUUCUACGUCAGCGACGGCAUUGACGAAGCCAUCGCUCAGAAUGACCCAGAGCACGCGCAGGCCUUGGUGACGCUGAAGGAGAGCCGCGCGCGCAUGAACCAACUACGCACGGCCCGCGGUUUCUUUCGCGGGCGUAUCAGCGGGUCGAUCGAGCCAGAGUCUGACGGCAACAAUGGCUCGAACACGGGCGCAUCUCAUGGCGGCGGUGCGAAGUCUUGGCGCGGCCGUAGUCCCAAGGGCCACAUUGGCGCAGGCAAGUCCGCUGCGACUCGCUGCGACCACUGCGGCCGAUCGGAUCAUGAGAGCUGGCGCUGCCCCUCCAAGGGCGCCAAGGGCGGCGGCUCCCGAGGCAAGCCCGCCUCGCCCUAUGCGCGGACUCGGGCCGCCCAGGGGUGCCGCGGUGGAGGAGUCAAGCGUAGGCUGGGCAUGUUGGCAAUGGGCUUGAUUUGUUUCUUUGGCCUGCAGCUUCCCAUGAAGUGCGACGACGAGAGGGUAUCAACGUUCUCAGACGUGGGCCAAGAACGCCGGAUUAGCGAGGGGAGCGAGGCGGGGGAGAACCAUGCCAUGGUCGCUGAAUGCGACUUCGACGCGCUUUCGAUGCCAUCUCAGGGCCUGGAUCGCGUCUUGGCCCUGGUGGGUUCUGGCGCCACCAUGAGCCUCGGUGGUCGACAGUGGCUCGAGUCGGUGGAGCGUGGCCCCCACCUCGUCGGCCUGGAGCCACACGAGGAGAACGCCUCGGAAGUGUUCAACAGUCUGGGCGGCGCCAAGCGACACGCAACGGAGAAGUGGACGUUCUUCGCGGGUGUCUUCCAGGCCCAUGCGAUCGCGAGCUUCUAUCUCAUCGAGGGUGAUAUGAUCGGCUUGUUGAGUCGACGCAAUCCUGACCAAUGGGCCGCCAGCAUGUAUCUUCGCGACGACGAGACCUAUGCAGGCGUCGAGGACAUCCGUGCCAGCGUUGACCUCGCGGACCCGGCGGUCCAGGACGCCCUUCUCAAUCUUGCGAAGUUCUACAAGACAUGGUUGCUGACGUUCCUCACCUGGGUAGCGAAGAUGCUGCGUUUGCAGGUGCUCGAGGGCCGACUGGCCCUCGGAGAGAAUUCGUGGACCUCUGGGGCGCUGAGAGCGGCCCCGAUCGCCAGGCUGGCCCAGGAGGGCACGCGCGAGAUCGCUCGCAGCGACCCGUGCGCCUACGGCCUUGCGCCCUCGACAGGGGCCCCGCGCAGGCAGUUGCAGAAGAGCUCUUUCCGCGACUGGAGCUUGUUUAGGUCCAGAAGUUGUCCGCUGCAUCGCCCGGUGAUCAGCGCGAUGUUCUGGGUCCAGAUGUCGCCCGAUGCAUCGUCUGCGCGCGCGGCCAGCGGCGAGCUCUCUGGCUUCACGGGCCACUUUCGUCCAGAGAUCGGCUUCCACGAUAAGGGGUUCCCUUCUGUGGCGCACGAGCACGAUAUGAUAUUGGAGGUUCUGGUGGUUCGCGACGAGGAGGCAAUCGAGGCCUUCCCAGCAGCGCAGCCCCUAUUGCACUUCAGCGGUGCCCACCCCGCUCGCGCACGGUUCCGAGGUGCCCGCGCGGUGCGCACAGCCUUUGGCAAUGGCUGUUUCAGUUGGGCAGGCCCACCAGACAAGAUCUUCUACGACAAGACGAAAGGGCACAUCGGCGAACAGUUUGCCUCGCUUGGACAACAGCACGGCACGGUCAUGGUUCCCAUCCCCGCGGAGGCGUCUUACAUGAAAGGACGCGUGGAGCGCGCAGUGGACUUCUGGAAGAGCUCGCUUGCGAAGGUGAACCAGCAGUGUCGGAUCACAGUCGAGGGCGACCCCUAUCUUUGGAGCUCCCGCAUCACGUGGGCCUCGCCAAGUGCCACAUGUGGUAUCGUGGCGUUCCGGUGCUGGUAUCGCUGGAACAACUACGCAUGGCAUCCCAUGACGAGCUCGGGUUUGCUGAACAAGGAGAUCUGCUCGACUCGCUUCUUCGCGCGCCCAAGCGCUCUGUCUUUCAACGUGGUUUCGUCGAUGGACGCGGGCCGGGACCUCCUGUUGAGGGGCGCGAUGGGCCCAGGGCCAAUCCACCAGAUCCAGAGCAUCCUCCCGGGGGAGCGCGGGCUCCAGGACCUGCUGACGCACCUCUGCAGCCUGAGGAAGGCCCAGCAGAAGAAGGGUCGCGAGAUGCGUCGCGCCCCCGACCGCCUCAUGGACGCGUUCGCCACGGCGUUGGAGCAGGAGCGGAUCAAGUGGGCGCACUACGAUUCAGUGCGCCCCGCCACAGCCGACGAAGUGCAGUCCAUCAUGCCUGGGA